AAGGCGGAAGCGCGAACUGCGGCUUCCGGCUGCGGGGUUGAGGUGCCAUGGACGGGCGCGCGGCGGCGGGAGACGGCCGGAACGGGCCCCGCGAGCGGCGAGGGCCGGGCGACGCCGCGGCGCCGCAGCAGAACCACCAGGGGCGGCCCCCGGCCGCGGCGCAGCGGCUGCCCAAGCACUCGUACUGGCUGGACCUCUGGCUGUUCGUGCUGGUGGACCUGGUGCUGUUCCUGGUCGUGUACCUGUGGCCGUGAUGGAUUACCUGACAUCUACAUCAAGAAGUUGACUCCUGGACUGAAUUCUGAACAUGACUUACAACUUCUUGAACAAAGACAGGAUUGUGCAACAGAAGAAUUUCAAACUCUUAAGGGACCUUCUUUCCUUUUACACAUUCCUUACUCUUUGGGGGACUAUAUUAAAUGGGUAGUGACCUCACCCAUUCAUAACUAAGUCCUUAAAACCAGACUCUUUGAUUCAUGUUUAAAAACUUUCUUCAAAUAGCUGAUGGCUUUGCAGGAGCUGAAUUAAAAUAUUUGUACAGAAAGGUUUAGUGUAUUAAGAACUACAACAAUGACUUUCCCUUAACAUUUUAAGGGUUGACCAGGGUUUAGUAUGAUGCAAUAUUAUAUAUGGUGAAUUAUUAAGGUGAAGUAUCUAAAAUUAAAUUCCUAGAAAGCAAGGGGAGAAUUUUAGAAAAGGAAUUAAACGCUAUACAGAAAAUGCAGGUCUGCAAGUUACUGGCUGUAAGAAUCCAGCUUAAGUUCUAGAUUAAGUGGGCCUCUGUUCGGCUGCCAGGUUGACAUGACCUUGGAGAAAGUAUAGAAUAGCCAGUAGUGGAAAGCUCCCCCUCUUCCUUUUAAGCUCUUGAACUCCUUAAAAUAGGACAGUGUGUUUCAGUCCUGUUAUUUAUUAUUGGGGUUACAUUAAGAAUACUUGUGGCCAAAACACGCUUGUUUUUAUAAUUACUGUAACUUUUCAGCAAAAUCAGCAUAUUCAUUCAAAUAUUUGAGCACUUGUAUGGACUGGGUACAGCAGUGAACAAAACAAAAAUCACUGCCUUCGAGGAACUCAGCACCUUGGUUUUUAAAUAAAGAAUUUACAUUCUAGGAGUGCACAGCUGGCAUUUGAUGAGCAGGGCCACACUCGCAGAGUAGCUACGAUAAGCCUUUCAGACGUCACAGGACAGAUACUCCUUUAUAUACAAUGUUCGGAACAGCCUCUUGUCGAAAUUAGGGACUUUUGAUGUAUGUGAGUUGCCUACAUUUUGGGGGGAUAUGCCCCCUCUUUCAAAUCAAGGAAUAGAUCUGGUGAACUCUGCGUCCUCUACCUUUCAGAAUGGCACUUAGGGUUACAGUGGAAUCUGGGACUGACUUUGGAGGAUUUUAUCUGUCAACUACAAGGUUACCAACAGUGCCUCCAGGGUACCGUUGAUCUGUCUGAAGAAAACCUUUUGGACAAAGGUUGGAGCAUCUAGAGAAACACAGAACUGGAAUUUCCUUGGGUAUCCAAACAUUGUAUGAACUGUUUCUGUGCUGCUGGCUGGUAAUUUUGUCCAAUAAAUGUUUAUUGUGCAGCUAA
Messenger RNA from Eptesicus fuscus (big brown bat), 1578 nucleotides. It is a transcript of the gene ARLN, whose product is annotated as chromosome 6 C4orf3 homolog. Lineage: Eukaryota; Metazoa; Chordata; Mammalia; Chiroptera; Vespertilionidae. The transcript has 2 exons. The record is from RefSeq and is a predicted model, not a curated record. Bases 48 to 254 code for a protein of 68 amino acids.